AAAAGAUCGACAAGCCCUGAAUAUAGAAAGGGUUCUGAAAAGGCAGACGAUUCCGAAAGUUUCUAUGAUGAACAUUCCAGUGAAAAGUACUCAACUGAAAAUGAGUUUAAACUGACGACUGAGUUCGUUUAAAAUGAAAAUGAUGCAAGUUUUGGAGCUAACUUUGAAACUCCUAAACAGCUGAAACUCUCGGCAAAAAAUCGCCGUAUUGAGUUUGACAUUCAGGAGGGAUUUUAAUGUCCAUGUCCGAUUCAGACGCCAUAAACCGAUGAAAGUGACCUAUCCCGGAAAGAACCUGUGGUGUAAUUUGAAUUUCGAUGGCGAGAUGAAGAAAAAGAAGUGUACUACAAUUUGUGCGAAUCAAUGCCUCAGGAUCCGACGAUAAACUUUAUGUCAAAACUGUUGAACCUGAUUACUUGAUUGAGGAGCAUGAAGCUCCGCAGAGAGUUCGACGAAUGCACUCGAUGAAACAUAUGGAUCUAAAAAUAUGAAAAAAUGAAAUAUUCUCUUGAAUAGGAUGGAUGUUUACUGUUGGUGUUACUUUCGAUUGAAAGAAGAGACUUACUGAAAAAUCAGUGAACGAAUAAAUCAAUCUAUAGAGUGGGAUGAAAAUAAGUUCGAAUAUGUUUUGUCAAUAUUCCCUCAUCGAUUGCUUUGGAACUUGACUGCAAGUUGUGAACCUCUUCAAAAAGCUCGUUUCGUAGAUAAUGAAUUUACGUAUAAAAAGAUUGUAUACAAGCAGCCUAAAUGAACGGUGAUGAUUACCUGAGAUCAUUUUCGGUUUCAUAUUUUGAGAUCAACGUAUAAUGCAGAAAACAAUCAAUGAAAGAUAGCCCAUAAAUCUGCGAAAAAUUGAAAAAUAAAUUGAAUUACCUAUUUGGGCUAAAAAUCUUUUUUUUUUUGACAAAAUCAUAAUUAGGUAUAUCUGCACGUUGAAAUUGUGUGGUGGUGUGGUUGAGGAGGGGGACUGUCCUUAUUUUGAAAAUAAUUCCGUAUUUUUAGUUCAAAAUAACAAAAAACCGAAAAAAUGAAUUUUUUUUAAAACAUAGAUAUUGUACCGGAAUUCUUCUUAAUACCCCCCUCCCUUCCCUCUUCUUGAGAAAACAGUAAACAUUUCACAACAUGUAGAGUCCAAUGAGGGGCGUCAAAAUAGGACCUCAAAAUACAUCAGCAGUGAAAACUUCAGGCACUGAAAAUCAUAACGAUUAUUUGCAAAUUUUUAGAAAUUUAAAUUUGGCCCAUUUCCCAUGAAAAAAAAUCAAAAUUUAUAAUCAAAUCGACAUAAACACUUUAUUGGACCAUUGGUUUCGAGCUGUUCUGGAGCCUCCAGCGGAUUUUCAAAUUCUCCGGUUUUCGAAAAAAGAAAUGCUGUAAAAAUGGGGUAAAAAUGAAAUUUAACACCUACGCGAAUAAAAACCUUACUGACUUUGUUUUCAAUACUUUUUCGAGGAUGGAAGAAUCUGAAAAUUUACUGGAGACUCUGGAAUGGUUUAAUAUCAUCGUAAAUCGACUCAAGUGCUCAAAAACAGGGUACAGACGAACCGUUUCUCUUUUUUUGUUUUUUAACAUCUGCCUUUUUAAAAGUACCUAGUAGCUACAUUUUUAAAAAUAAUGUUUUACUGGAAAUUACGAAUCUUCGACUGCCAAACGAAAAUUACGCAGUUUUGAUCAUUUUCAUAUAAAUAUUCGGCUACUGUUCCUCGAUUUUAAGUUUCCUUUUCAAACUUCAACUUUGUUUAUUAUUGAGAUAAUAAUGAUAACUAACACACGAAUAUGUAACAGACGUAGUUACUAAUGAAAAAAAAAAGAGGGAAAGUAUUUCUAAAAUAAUGAGCGACGACGAAGAGAAGGAACAAACUAAUCAAGAAAAUACGGAACCUGAGACUGAUUCAACUUUCGACACAGAAGCCGACGAGUCGGCUGAAAAAACUACAGAUGAGACGACCAACCCGAAACGGAGGCUGUUUGGACUACACAUAAGUAAUAAAAUGAUUGUGAUCAUAGCUGCGACAAUUCUCAUCAGUUUACUCUUCAUCAUCAUAAUAAUAAUCGUUUUUUCGAUCGUAAGAAAGAAAGAUGAUUCAGAACCAGAACUGGAUUUAAAAAAAUCUAUCGCAAAAGUUAAAGCAAAAUGCGAGGAAUACACACAACUCCUCGAGUGCCUACCAGAAUCACCCAAAAGGCAAUUGGGGCCUAACAAUGAGAAUUUGGCUAUUACUGAUGAAAUAAAUCCCUACAUGGUGUACCUGUUGGUUUUCCAUAAAACCGAAGGAAGCCAAAGCGAUUGUACCGGUACGCUGAUUAGCGAAUAUUUCGUGCUUACCGUAGCUAGCUGCUUUAAGGAACGCGACCCAACGACUCGAGUACAUGUGUACCUUGGAAUAAAGGACAACGAACUUCUACCAUCAUUCAGCUUUUUUUCUACAGAAAUCUACAUUCACGAGAAGUAUGGUACAAGUGAUAUAGUGGGAGACAUCGCUCUAGUGAGAAUGUCUGAAAAAGUUCUUUUCACCAACCUUGUCAGACCAAUAUGUUUGAACACGACACUCGAAAACACUGCGGCUGAUUUAAUUUUUGCGGAAUACGGCAUAGCUAAACUGCCCGACCUUGACGAUAAGUUCAGCAAAAUCGGAAUAACAACAAAGAUAACAAUGGAUGAAGAAGUGCAAAAAAAAUGUCUGGAAGAAAUAACUGCAGCAGGCGUCAAUCGCGUCGAUUUCACGAAAAAAAUGUUUUGCCGCGACGCCACCCGCGAGGAACUCCCCGACGAAAUUGUUGAUACUGUUGGAGGACCGUUGAUGUAUCGUAUGAAACACAAGUGUCUAAUGCACGGCGAAAUUGCUUUCUUGUCAAAAUCAAAGGUUUCUAACACACGAGGGUCAACAGUGAUUCAUUGUUAAAAUGAUGGAAACGAGUUCUGGAGCUGAAGUCGACUUCACCAAACAGCUGAAACCUUCGGCAAAAAUCAUCCGAUUGAGUGAUGCAUAACACUUUACGAGGACUUUUACUGUUCGUGAUUCAGAUGCCAUAAACCGGCGAGAGCGCGUAUACGUAUCGUACACGAUUUUGUUAAAAAAUCAGGUUUAAGAUCAAAGAUGGCGGUUGGUUUUUUUAUUCCUUUGUUUUAGAUGAAAAUUACAUAUACCGGCAAGAACCUGUGGUGUAAUUUGAAUUUCGAAGCCAAUGAUGAAGUAAACAAAGUGUACCGAAAUUGUGCGAAUCGAUGCAGAAUCCGGUGAUAAACCUCAUGUCAAAACUGUUGAACCAAAGUGAUUGAAGAGCAUGAAGAUCACAAAGAGUUCGACGAAUGAAUACACUCGUUGAAACAUGGAUCUAAAAUAAAAGAAUGAGAUAUUCGUUCGAAUGGGAUUUUGAAUUUUGAUUUUAAAAAAAAACUCCAUCGAACGACGUACGACGUAGGUCUCCUUGUUUGGACUCUUUUCUAAAAAGAAAUAUGUUAGGUACUGAUGUGGGUGAAUAUUUUCUAAAAAAAAUUCUGGAUCAGGAAAAUGAUAUUUUGUGAUUUUUCUUGAUGGAUUACCAAUUAUUUAAUGUUCUGACAUCUACACACCUUUUAUGCUGAAGAAUGUCCCCUUAUUUGGAAAAAAGUGAUGGAAGGGGCGAAGUUUUCAGCAGAAAUGAGAAAAUUCAUAUUAUUGAGAAUUAUUCUUGAAGUAAGAUUGAUGGAAUCAGUUUCCGCUUUCCAAUUUCCAUGUUUUCAAUUCAAUUUAACAAUUUUCAAAGCCCAAUAAAUUUCCGAAAAUGUGUGAUUGGAUAUCUGGUUGGGGAGGGGAAGGAGGGGAAGAGAAUAAAAAAGGUCUACAAGGACCUCUUUUAGACCUAAAGCCUGGGACAAAAAAGAUCAAUCGUGAAAAAAAAUUAAAAUAAUAUAUUUUGAAUUUUUGAACGUUUUGUUUUAGUGAGGUUGCAACUUUUGGAACUAAAAAUACUGAUAAGAGUGAUAACAACUGAAAUAGGGGUCUAAUGCAUUGGAUUAUAUGGGAAAAUGUCGAAUUAUUGCAUUUUUUUAUAACUGAAAGAAGUAAAGACUUUUUUAAAUGUAAGUAUCUUUAGUAGAAUUUCACGCUCUUUCAUAAAAU
Planococcus citri (citrus mealybug) is the source of this 4100-nucleotide messenger RNA. Its product is annotated as coagulation factor XI-like. Gene Ontology annotation, molecular function: serine-type endopeptidase activity. The record is from RefSeq and is a predicted model, not a curated record. Lineage: Eukaryota; Metazoa; Arthropoda; Insecta; Hemiptera; Pseudococcidae. Bases 1830 to 2900 code for a protein of 356 amino acids. The transcript is spliced from 13 exons. Gene Ontology annotation, biological process: proteolysis.